Messenger RNA from Pestalotiopsis fici W106-1, 1074 nucleotides. RefSeq lists its product as uncharacterized. The record is from RefSeq and is a predicted model, not a curated record. The transcript is spliced from 7 exons. Bases 1 to 1074 code for a protein of 357 amino acids. Lineage: Eukaryota; Fungi; Ascomycota; Sordariomycetes; Amphisphaeriales; Sporocadaceae.
AUGGACUUCGACAAUACACCUGCCAUGGAGGCGCCUCCGGGUUUUGAGUCCAACCUCGUGAACCCGGAUUCGCGCGCAACCACUCGAGUCGUAGUAUCCUCCGUCGCAUUAGCGAUUGUUGCAAUAUUUGUUCCGAUACGUGUAUUCGUUCGAUACAAGAUAGGAUACUUCAACUCAGAAGAUUGGGUUCUUCUGUUUGCCACUGCAGCAUUCAUAGUACUGGAAUCAAUGUUAAUGAUUGUUUCCUUGUAUGGUGGUGACGGUACGCAUCUGUGGGAUAUUUCAUUGUCGCGUCUCUUCGACACGCUCUACUACGAAAAUAUCGCCGAGAUCAUGUAUUGCACGACCAUGUUUCCGAUCAAAUAUGUCAUGUUGCACCAGGUCAAGUCGAUAUUCUUCGCGCAUGAUCGUAGAAGUCCAUUUCACCGGAUCAUCGUCGUUCUGAUCUGGGCCAACCUUUUGCUCUAUGUCGCCUUGGGAUUGGCUUUCAUCUUUGGUUGUACCCCACGCGAGAAGAUAUGGCACCCUAUGAUUGAGGGUCGCUGUAUUUCAGUGGUCACCUGCAUGUCUGCAGGCGGUGCGCUUAAUAUCGCUUCCGAUGCCUCGGUUCUGAUCAUACCUUUGUUCGGCAUCUCCAAGCUUCAAUUGCCAUUGAAGAAAAAGCUUUUGGCUAGCUCCGUGUUCGCGAUUGGUGUCUUUGCCACCGCCGCAGCCAUUGUUCGAUUUUACUACGGUCUUCAGCUACUGACGACCGAAGACACGACCUGGGUUUUUAUGGACAUUGGGAAUUGGACAACCAUCGAGUUCAUGAUGGGCUUCAUCGUCGCUGGUGCCCCAUACGUCCCUCGUCUAUUGGAGAAUCGCUUCAGCCAAAAGAGCCCGUCACAAGUGACGCCUGCCAUUGUCAAGACGACAUUCUACAGCUCAAAGGUGAUGAAUCGAACAGAUGGACAGGAUGCCGGCUGGUCGGCCCUUCGGGAGCAGGACGACAUGCCGUUCGAUGGGACAACACAAGCCUAUAGUAUGAGCAAUAAAUCGAGCAAUCGAUCGAGUGAUCGAUCCGAAUUAGUAUAA